GUGCGCUCCGGGGCUGGUGGCCAAACCGUGCUGUGCAGCCCCCUUCCCGCGCCGUCCUCCGCACUCGGGGUCCGCGGGUAUCCGCGGACGUCACAGGCUCGGCAACCGCCGUCCCGUCGGCGGGGAGGCCCGCGCGCCCUGAGAUGCUCCGCAGCCUGUCGCUCAGCUGCGAGAUCUGCGCCCUUGUCCGGUUCCGUCACUGAGGUCGCCCCCGCCCGGCCCUUCCACCCCAGUUCUCUUCACCGUCGGCCCAUCCUGUCCGCGCGGCGUCAGGUCCCCAUUCGGCACGUGGCUUGCCUCCCAUCGUCCCCAGACUCGCCCCGCUCGGCCCCUCAGGGCGGGCCUGGGAUUGGGCAGACGCCGAUCCUCCCUGAGGUAACUCCCAUCCUGCCCUCGGCCCGGCCCUCCGUCUCCGCAGACCCCUGGCUUUGGAGUCACCGCCUCAGGCAGGACCCUCGGUCCGGGGCUGGGCCAGGGGACCUGCCCAACCCUGUAACACCCCGUGCCCUUCUGCACGGUCACCUCCCACUGGCAGUGACUGUCCGGUGUGUACCUUUCCGAUGUCCCACUCAGAAGUGGCCUGUUCCUUGGCAUGGGCUUCUUUGCAUCGCUGAGGGUGUCGAGAUGGGCAGGGGGGUGAGGAGAAAACAGAGAAGAGAGAGGUGGGGCCAGCGAGGACGAAAGGGGGACGGAAGUUUAGAAGACGGGAAGUGGAUGGGUCUGAAGAAUUUAGACAAACUGAGAAUGAAGGAGAGUGACCCGAGAGAGAAGUCGCGAGGUACUAACAAAGACUUCAGGCUCUAUGACCAAAAGGGGUCGAACCAGUUUGUGUACCCACAGCUGCCAUAUAAGGGUGUUUGUGAACUUCACUAG
This is a messenger RNA of Saimiri boliviensis boliviensis (Bolivian squirrel monkey), 873 nucleotides long. The record is from RefSeq and is a predicted model, not a curated record. NCBI's taxonomy places the organism in Eukaryota, Metazoa, Chordata, Mammalia, Primates, Cebidae.